UGCAGUACGAUUGAAAUCGCCAAGUUACACAAAUUUCUAUUAAAAUCGGUCUUUUAGUGUACCUCGGAAAUAUCAAACAUCCGAAUUAAUUUGAACUGGUCACGUAUUAAACACCAACAAGUUUAGUUUACCUAGUCAAUAUUUUCGUUCAGCGUCGUAAAUCUUAGCGUUUUUAUUUUAAUUUACUGCUCGAACUAUUGUAAAGUCGGUCGUAUCGAUCAAACAUUACGAUAUAGGUUAGAGUCGCCGCCAAAUAUCUCGUAAGACGUUUCUCGCACAAGUCGAUGAAUUAAAUUAAAAUGAAGACUGAUAGAUAACGAGCAUAAAAUUUAUUACCUCAAGUAUAAACAUGAGUUUUUCAAGUCGCCGUUCGUAACGCACUUAAUCCUUUUUAAGAUGGAAGAAGGAUUGACGAGGAAAUAGAAAGGAAGAAGAAGCUUCGUUUCGGGAUACCAGAGAAAAUUGCCAGAGCAACGGAAUCUUAACCGCAAAAAUGUUCAAGAAUACCUUUCAAAGCGGAUUCUUAUCCAUUCUGUACAGCAUUGGCAGCAAGCCGCUGCAAAUUUGGGAUAAAAAAGUGAGGAACGGACAUAUCAAGAGGAUCACGGACAAUGAUAUCCAGAGCCUCGUCCUGGAGAUACUCGGUAGUAACGUUAGCACGACGUACAUUACCUGUCCCGCUGAUCCGAGAAAGACCUUAGGUAUAAAAUUGCCCUUUUUGGUCAUGAUCAUUAAGAAUCUGAAGAAGUACUUCACGUUCGAGGUCCAGAUAAUCGACGACAAAAAUGUACGGCGUAGAUUUCGUGCUAGCAAUUACCAGUCGACGACGAGGGUGAAACCAUUCAUCUGCACCAUGCCGAUGAGGCUGGACGAUGGAUGGAAUCAAAUACAGUUCAACUUGGCUGACUUCACACGUCGGGCUUACGGAACGAAUUACGUAGAGACGUUAAGGGUCCAAAUUCAUGCUAACUGUAGGAUACGACGAGUAUACUUUUCCGAUCGAUUAUAUUCGGAGGAUGAAUUGCCGGCGGAAUUUAAACUGUUCUUACCAAUCCAGAACAAGGCAAAAUGUUAGGAACCGAUGACGAGACGUUUCUUCAUGAGAAAAAAUAUCGCGUAAAUAUUCUUUUAAAAUUUGUUUCAAUUACUUUUCGGAGUGAUCAUAUAUAAUAUAAUGCUAUUAUAAUGAAAAUCACAAACUGUUACAUUCUUUAAAAAGGGAACACAUGUGUAUAUAUAUAAAUAUAUGUGUUUCUAAAAUUAAUUUUUUAUAUUAAAAUACAGAUAACGUGUUUACGAUUACAAUU
This is a messenger RNA of Ooceraea biroi (clonal raider ant), 1307 nucleotides long. Its product is annotated as cilia- and flagella-associated protein 20. The record is from RefSeq and is a predicted model, not a curated record. NCBI's taxonomy places the organism in Eukaryota, Metazoa, Arthropoda, Insecta, Hymenoptera, Formicidae.